Miscanthus lutarioriparius is the source of this 3132-nucleotide messenger RNA. NCBI's taxonomy places the organism in Eukaryota, Viridiplantae, Streptophyta, Magnoliopsida, Poales, Poaceae. The record is from the annotation of a GenBank genome assembly.
AUGGGGCGCGGUGGAUGCGUAGCCGUGCAGAUGAACGACGGGAGCGAUCCUUCCUUUUCAAAUCACGCGAGCGAGGUCUGGUAUUGUUCCAUUAUUGCCGCACUCGGGGCUAGUGAUGUCGGAUUAAGCUCUGCAUCUCGCCUAACUUUCUUGGAAUGGAGGCUGCAGAAGCUCGAUCUGCUGCUAGCUCCCGAAUUCCGGCUGCGGAAGAGGGUGAAGGACGGAAUCGGACUCCUCAAGCAAGAUGUAGAAGAAGUAAGCUCCGCCCUCGUGGAUCUAUCGAUGCUGGAAACUCCCAGCCUCAGGGCCAAGUGCUGGAUGGAGGAGGCGCGAGAACUAUCUUACCAUAUAGAAGAUUUUGUCGACGACUUGACGCUGAUCCGCACAGACGCCCGUGCCAAGAUAAGAUCCGUCAGCAGCCAUAGGGUUGGUUGCGUGAAGAUUGCUCUGCUUCCGGCGUCGCCGAGGUGCAGCACAAGGGUCGCCAAGAUUGCCCAAUUGAGGGAUCUACUGUGGCAGGCUAGCGAGCGGCUCGAAAGGUACCAGCUUGACGCUUGUUGCUCGAGCCCGAAGCAUAUGAAUAUGAUCACACAGCACUGCCGGGCUCCGGCGUUGUAUGGAGAUGCGGCCAAUCUUGUGGGAAUCGACGACUCCAGGACCAAACUGAUUGAAAUGCUUACUGGGGAAGCAGAGCAGCAGCUGAAAGUGGUAUCCAUUGUCGGACCUGCAGGUGCUGGCAAGACCACUCUUGCGAAAGAAAUUUUCCGUGAACUUAGAGGCCAAUUUGAGUUGCGGGCAUUUGUACAUGCUUCGCGAAAGAUUGACAUGAGAAGGCUUCUUGGGAGCAUUCUCUCCCAAGUUCAGCCGCACCACCAACUACCCUCUGUUGCUAGUUCGGUGCAGAGCCUCAUUGACAUUAGUCAGGAACAACUCCAAGAUAAGAGGUACUUCAUUGUAAUUGAUGAUUUAUGGGAAGAAACAGCAUGGGACAUUGUAAGAGGUGCUUUUCCGGAGGGCAAUAAUUGCAGUAGAAUUGUAGCAACUACAGAAAGCAUGAAUGUAGCUCUUAAGUGUUGCAGUUAUAUGGCAGAUAAUAUUUUGAAGAUGAAACCUCUUGGCAUUCAAGACUCUGGAUACUUAUUCUUCAAUCGAGUUUUUGGCUCUGAACAACAAUGCCCUGAUGAACUGAAAGAAGUUUCAUAUGGUAUCAUUAGAAAAUGUUGUGGUCUUCCACUGUCCCUCAUCCAUGUAGCUGGUCUUUUAGCAAGCAUAGACUACUCAGAGCUGUGGUACCAUGUACAUGAUCGUUUAUGCUCCAUUCUUAAUAGAAGUAAUACAGUUGAAGAGAUCCAGAAAAAAAUACUAAACCUUAGUUACAAUAGUCUUCCUUGUUGUUUGAAGACAUGCCUGCUGUAUUUCAAUAUGUACCCAGAGGGUUACAUAAUGUGGAAGGUUCAUCUGGUGAAGCAAUGGAUAGCUGAAGGUUUUAUUAAUCCAGCAGAAGGAAAAGACAGAGAGGAAAUUGCAGAGGGCUAUUUUGAGGAGCUUGUCAAUAGGGGAAUGGUCCAACCUAUGAAAAUUGACUACAAUGAUGAGGUGUUGUCAUGUACAGUACACCAUAUUAUAUUUGAUCUCAUUAAUCAUAAUUCCAAGGAAGAGGAAUUUGUUGCUGCAAUAGAUUACUCUCAACCCAUAACAGGAUUUUCUACAAAGGCCCAUCGACUGUCCUUCCGAUUCAGUAGUGCCAAAUAUGCAAAGCAACCAGAAGGAAUAGUAAUAUCACAAUUGCGAUCAAUUGGCUUCUUUGGAUUGCUUAAGUGUAUGCCUCCAAUUGUGGAAUUUAAGCAUCUCCGAGUUCUAAUCCUUGAAUUUUGGGGCAGUCAUGACAGGCACAUGAGUUUGGACCUCUCAAGGAUUUGCAUAUCAUUUCAACUGAGAUAUUUGAAGAUUUCAGGUGAUAUCAUGGUUGAACUACCAGCCCAGAUGCAAGGGCUACAUUAUUUGGAAACACUAGAAAUAGAUGCAAGACUAUCUGCAGUUCCAUUGGAUAUUGUCCAUCUUCCGGGUUUGUUGCAUCUUGGUCUCCGAGCUGCAACAGAGUUACCAGAUGGGAUUGGCCACAUCAAAUCUCUAAGUACACUAUUGUAUUUUGACCUCAGAUGUAACUCUGAAGACAAUAUAUGGAGCCUAAGCAAGCUGACAAACCUUCAGCAUCUUCAUCUAACCUGUUCUGCAGCUUUAUCUAGUGACCAUCUGAAGAGAAAGCUGAUACCCCUAGUUUUUUCUCUUGGGAAAUUUUGCAAUCUAAAAUCUCUCACCCUGACUCCUGAUGGGUUAAGAACAUCUAUUUUCUUUGAUAUUUGGAGCGGUAUCUCCUCUCCUCCCAUGUUUCUUCAGAAACUUGAGUUGUUGCCACCAAUUUGCUUGUUUUACAGACUGCCCACUCAGAUUGGUGAACUGCACAAACUCUGCAUUUUGAAAAUAGUGGUUAAAGAACUGCAGGGAAAUGAUAUUAGUAACAUCUCUGGAUUACCUUCCCUCUCAGUUUUCUCACUGUAUGUGCGGACAGCUCUGACUGGAACUGUCGUCUUCAGCACCAUGGCAUUCCCAGCUCUCAAGUAUUUCAAAUUCACAUGUGGUGUGAUGAGUUUGGCUUUUCAGGCAGGAGCCAUGCCCAAUCUUCAAAGGGUCAAGCUUUGUUUCAAUGCCCAUAGAGGCAAGAACCAUAACCGAGUGCUCGAUGGCAUUGAGCACCUGUUAAACCUUCAGGAGGUCGUUGGACGAAUUGGGGUCCUCCCAGGUGUUGAUGAAUCCGACUGGAGGGUUGUCAAGUUAUCGUUUGAGGAUAUCAUUAGAAAGCAUCCAAGAUGUCCUAGAUUUAACUCACAGCUGGUAGAUUUCAUAGAGGAAGAAUAUCCUCCUUUAGAUAAGUUUCAUCUGAGGCUACAUGGAGGUUCAUCAAGUGAACAUGAGAUUGUAGAGAGAGCUUGCGCAGAAGAUAUGGACAAACACAUUGAUAGCAGGCAGCGGCUGUGGCAUAAUCAGUUCUGGCGGAAGGCAGAAGCACUUUGCUUGAGGAAGCCGGUGUCGUGGUCAAGAGCGAGAGGAACUGGAGACACGUGUGGGAGGUAG